AUUGUUGUGUACAGAGAACACUGACAGCCAAAUCAACCGGAUCCGACUUCCUAGCAUGAUUCUCAUUUAAUUCCUAUACCUAGCGCAUCGCACUUCCAUUCCUGUGAGGUAUACGGUACCAGCAAGCCCUAAUUCAGACACGAUUUGUUUAUAUGACACAGCAUGAUGCCAGGACGACUGCAGGGCGUACCAGAAAACCCGCUGACACUGUCAUGGCACGACAGUGCAUGGAUUCCAAUGCUGAACCCAACCAAUGUUAUGGACUACUUUUCCGAGAGAAGCAACCCAUUUUAUGAUAGGACGUGCAACAAUGAAGUGGUUCGGAUGCAACGUCUUGGUAUGGAACAGCUCAACUCCAUGACAGGUCUGGAAUAUAUCCUUCUCCAUGUUCAAGAACCGAUUCUUUAUGUUAUCCGAAAGCAACACAGACACUCUCCUGGUCAAGCUACACCCAUGGCUGAUUAUUAUAUAAUUGCUGGAAUAAUUUAUCAAGCUCCAGAUUUAAAUUCUGUUCUUAAUUCUAGGCUUCUCUCAACUGUGCAUCAUCUACAGUCAGCAUUUGAUGAGGCCAGUUCAUUCUCCCGUUACCAUCCAUCUAAGGGGUACUCAUGGGACUUCAAAGAUCGAAAAAGUCGUGAGAGAGAAAAGCAAGCUGCUCUGUCAAAAAAAGAUACCGUCAAAGAGCAGGCAGGUUCUCAGUUUCAACGCCACCGUGUUCAUAUGCUUCUUGCAGAACUUUCUAGAAAGUUCCCAGAACCAGCUCUUCAACCUAGAGCAAUUACUGCUGCAACAGAUGGUGUGGAAAACAAACCAGAAAUAAAAUCUGAAAUAAAACCUGAAGUUAAAACUGAACCAGGAUCUCAACCAAGAAUGAAGCCUCCACCAGAGAAGAAACCAAGACUGAAUUAAUAUUGACCUCAAAUGAGGACUCCAAGUUUUAUGUGAUGGACGGUGUACAUUUGAGUGGGUUGUAAGAAACACUGAUUACUAACUUACUUCUUACCAUAAUGGAAUGAGGAUUAGUAAAAGUUAAAAUCAUCUUCAUAAGAAGCAAUUUAUCGAGUAAAAUAACAAUUUUAAUUUAUUAUUGCUAGAAGAUAUAAAUUAUUUACAAAAUUCAUA
Messenger RNA from Frankliniella occidentalis (western flower thrips), 1122 nucleotides. It is a transcript of the gene MED6, whose product is annotated as mediator of RNA polymerase II transcription subunit 6. The transcript is spliced from 5 exons. NCBI's taxonomy places the organism in Eukaryota, Metazoa, Arthropoda, Insecta, Thysanoptera, Thripidae. Gene Ontology annotation, biological process: regulation of transcription by RNA polymerase II. Gene Ontology annotation, cellular component: mediator complex; core mediator complex. The record is from RefSeq and is a predicted model, not a curated record. Bases 163 to 909 code for a protein of 248 amino acids. Gene Ontology annotation, molecular function: transcription coactivator activity.